GUGUUUAGAUUUGUGCGAGUUCACUUCUGCGGAUGCCACCGUGUGAUUUUUCCUCCGGAAUCCAAACAUGUCGACGAUCAAUUUGCCACUAAAUUUAACCGUUCGCGUGCACCCGGUCGUGUUGUUCCAGAUUGUGGACGCCUACGAACGACGAAAUGCUGACUCGGAACGUGUUAUCGGAACGCUGCUGGGUUCCGUGGACAAGGGUGUUGUUGAAGUGACCAAUUGUUUCUGCUUGCCGCACAAGGAACACUCCGACCAGGUGGAGGCAGAGCUGGGCUAUGCGAUCGAUCUGUAUGAAUCGAACCAGCGUGUCAAUGCGUCGGAAAACAUUGUUGGCUGGUGGGCAUCGGGCCAUGAAGUUACAAAUCACAGCUCCGUCAUCCACGAGUACUACGCGCGGGAGUGUGCGAAUCCGGUACAUUUAACGCUCGACACCUCCCUGACUGGGGCAAGAAUGGGUAUCAAGGCAUACGUGUGCGUGUCGUUAGGUGUGCCCGGUGGCAAGAGCGGCUGCAUGUUUACGCCGAUCAACGUAGAAGUGACGAGCUACGAGCCGGAAAUUGUUGGCCUGCAGCUGUGCAUGAAGACGAUCGGCCUCCAGUCGAACCCGAACGUGCCGCGCACAGUUUCGCCACUGCUAGAUCUGGCACAGGUAACGGACGCGUCGGACAAACUGCUGGCGCUGCUGUCCGAUGUGCUGGCCUACGUGGACGAUGUGUUGAACGCGAAGCAGCAGCCGGAAAAUACCGUUGGCCGUGCGUUGCUUGAUCUGAUUCACUCGGUACCGAACAUGAGCGGUGAUCAAUUUGCGCAAAUGUUCAACUCGAACGUCAAGGACUUGUUAAUGGUGGUCACGUUGUCUCAGCUAAUUAAAACCCAAUUGCAAUUGAAUGAAAAGCUAACGUCACUCACAUCGUUCCUGAACUAA
Anopheles maculipalpis is the source of this 931-nucleotide messenger RNA. It is a transcript of the gene eIF3f1, whose product is annotated as eukaryotic translation initiation factor 3 subunit F. Gene Ontology annotation, molecular function: translation initiation factor activity; metallopeptidase activity; translation initiation factor binding. The transcript is spliced from 3 exons. Bases 68 to 931 code for a protein of 287 amino acids. Gene Ontology annotation, cellular component: eukaryotic translation initiation factor 3 complex, eIF3m. The record is from RefSeq and is a predicted model, not a curated record. Gene Ontology annotation, biological process: translational initiation. Lineage: Eukaryota; Metazoa; Arthropoda; Insecta; Diptera; Culicidae.